This is a messenger RNA of Ostrinia furnacalis (Asian corn borer), 1480 nucleotides long. RefSeq names its product sphingomyelin phosphodiesterase. The record is from RefSeq and is a predicted model, not a curated record. The transcript is spliced from 6 exons. NCBI's taxonomy places the organism in Eukaryota, Metazoa, Arthropoda, Insecta, Lepidoptera, Crambidae. Gene Ontology annotation, cellular component: lysosome. Gene Ontology annotation, molecular function: acid sphingomyelin phosphodiesterase activity. Gene Ontology annotation, biological process: ceramide biosynthetic process; sphingomyelin catabolic process. The annotation marks the transcript as partial.
UUCCAGGCACCGGUAUAUGACGAGAAACCACUCAAAGUGGCACUUAUAACAGACGUUCACAUCGACCCUCUGUACAAAGCGUUCGGAGUAGCAGAUUGUGACGAGCCUACCUGUUGUAGAGUAGGACAGAGGCCUAGAAGCAGCUUCUCUUACGUAUACAACCAUGAGGGGUCCCUCCUCGAGAGAAGCCUAAUACAUGACCAUGGGGAGAUAAAAUUGAAUCUGAGUGCCUCGGAUAGCAAAGGAGAACAGUCAGCUCGGAUCAGGUACCAGACUAGCAGUCGUCAGUCGCCGCCUGCUGGUUACUGGGGAGACUACAGAAACUGUGACACACCCCUUUGGGCAUACGAUGACGCGAUUGAAAAUAUUCACGAAAACCAUAAGGACAUUGACUUGAUCUAUUACGUGGGAGAUACCAUCGAUCACGGAAUUUGGGAGACGUCGUACGAACUGAUAAAUGAUAUGAAUCUAUACCUUGUUAAGAAAAUAAAAUCAAUUUUUGGAGAAGACGUUUUAGUGGUGCCAGCCAUUGGAAAUCAUGAAUCUCAACCAACAAACCAAUUUGCGCCAGCCACAGUUGUUGGACCAAAAUUGAACACGACUUGGUUGUACAAAUCUUUAGCUGAUAAAUGGGGACAUUAUUUAUCAGACGAGGCAGUAGAUACUCUACUCCAAAGUGGAGGCUUUUCAUUACUGGCCAGACCUGGUUUGAGGGUCAUAUCACUGAAUAACAAUGUUGCCUACAGAAAUAAUUGGUGGCUAGUUUAUGAUCCUCUAGACUCGAAAAAGCAUUUGGACUGGCUUAUCGAAGAACUACAUAAAGCUGAAUUAGCUGGUGAGAAAGUGCAUAUUCUAGCCCACAUUCCGCCUGGAGUGCAUGAUUUGACGCACACGUGGACUAGAGAGUACUACAGAAUUGUUAACAGAUUCUCAGACACCAUCGCCGCUGAAUUCAAUGGUCACACGCAUUCUGAUGAAUUCAAAGUAUUUUAUAGUCCUGACAAUGAACCUAUAAAUGUGGCUUGGGGAGGAGGCAGUGUGACUUCCUACACUUUUUACAAUCUAAAUUAUAAAAUUGUUACAUUCAACCCUCAGAAUUUUACCCCUGACAGAAUUCUGAAUUAUGCCUACAAUCUCACAGAAGCAAAUCUCACGCCCAAUCGUCGGCCGCACUGGUUUUUGCUGUACGACAUGAAGAAUACUUUCGGUCUCCCUGACCUUACGCCUAAAUCAAUGAGUGACCUAGUCUAUUCAAUGGUUACAACCAAUCGUCACUUGCUCGACAUUUAUAACGCAUUUUAUUCCAAAAUCAGUGACGUGCGCUGGCCUAACUGUAACAAUGAUUACUGCAAGUUAGACAAUCUUUGUAAAAUCGUUGUAAAUGUACUGUGGGAACGACAGAGAUGUGAAGAAUUGAGAAGCAUGUUUUACUCCUAACAGAAAUAAUAGAUUGUAUAAUAAAUAACCAUAAUUAAUUUCA